This is a messenger RNA of Blepharisma stoltei, 333 nucleotides long. NCBI's taxonomy places the organism in Eukaryota, Ciliophora, Heterotrichea, Heterotrichida, Blepharismidae. The record is from the annotation of a GenBank genome assembly.
AUGCUUUUUGGGAAAAAUACACUUAGUAGAGCUGGGCUUAAGCAUAGAAUGGAGCAGCCAACACCAGAACAAGAGGAUUAUGAAAAGCGAAAAGACAAGUGGUUUCCGCUAGAAGGAAUCAAAGAGCUUAUUCAUAAUAUUAAAGGGAAUGUAGGCUUGAUUUUCUGUAAAGGAGGAAUGGACAAAAUCCUUGAAAUUAUUGAAACUUCGACCACGCCAGCCGAAGCCAAAGCAGGGACUGUUUCACCUUGUACCGUAUCUGUCCCGCCAGGACCUACCGGUAUGGAUCCUUCACAGACUGCUUUUUUCCAAGAUUUAGGGAUUUCAACUUAA